CCGCUGCCGUCGGCCGUUGCGGUGGUGGCCGAGUUGCUAAUCGCUUGGUACAUCUCUCGCCUGCCUUUGCCGGUGCAGUGCAGCUGCAGCCUCUCAAGCAAUAACGCUGGUGGGGUGCCUUGGCAGUGGCUCCUCGCGCAAAAACCACGACGACAAAGGCGCACCUUCGAUGCAGCCACACGACUCUGUAACAACAGUCUGCUAUUAGAGUGAUCCUGCAUCCUACACAUAAACAUACAGCUUGGCACAGGAGCUGUUGCAGCCGCCAUGGAUCUCGACAAGGACAACGCCAACCCCACCAUCCUGAACCCCUCUGACCUGCCCUCACGCCGCCGCGGAUCGAACGCUGCAAAGCGCGACGAUGGAGGCUCGGGUCUGUUUGAUGACUUGAUACCACGUUACAACUACUUGAACGACCCCUUCGACGACCCUGUGUCGGCCAGUGACUCUGACGAUGACGUUGAGAACAUCGACGAGCAGGAGAUCUAUGACCUCAUCUCCACCAUUGCUGACCCAGAGCACCCGCUGUCACUAGGCUCACUAGCAGUGGUCAACCUCCCAGACAUCCACAUCCUGCCCCCUGUCUCUCCUCAAUCCUCCAUAAGCACGGUCGUCGUUGAGAUCACGCCGACCAUCACGCACUGCUCACUAGCUACUGUCAUUGGCUUGGGGGUACGCGUUCGGCUCGAACAGGCCCUGCCUCCCCGCUUCCGUAUCGACGUACGCAUUAAGAAAGGCACGCACAGCACCGACGAGGCUGUCAACAAGCAACUGGGAGACAAGGAAAGGGUCGCUGCUGCUUUAGAAAAUGGCACAUUGAUGGGCGUCCUGAGAAAGAUGCUCUCGACGUGCGAGUAAGAUAGCGUCGCCGACACGAUUACAGCCAUGAACAGAGUACGACCAGACAAGUACAACGAUCCAACUUCCCAAUGCAUUGAGCAACGGUGUGCAUGCAAAGGCAACACGUGACACUGAAGACAGCUGGUAUGCCAUCAAAGGUAUCGAUGGCAGGGAGGACCUGUCUAGCACUCUGACAGAACGACGCCCGUACCAUCGUCUGCAAGGCAGGGUUUGGACCGCACGCGUUGCAUUGGUUACAAAUUCGCCUCGGUGCUGAAAGGUGCUGGAUACGCAAGCUUCAGGCAUCUGGCUCAGCGCCUCUCUUCGGAAAUGCACGAUCUAAUAGCGCAGUAGCAGAACAGCAAUUGAGUGCAACUCGGCGGGAUCUUACAGUUGUCGUGCCCUCAACACUAUAAGUAGCUUGAAUGAUCAACGCGGAUGGUGACGAUCAAGGGCUGACCCAGCGCUGCAGAGCUGCGGGGCGGUGGAUGCAUACCCAAU
Messenger RNA from Didymella exigua CBS 183.55, 1341 nucleotides. RefSeq lists its product as uncharacterized. Bases 268 to 858 code for a protein of 196 amino acids. The transcript is spliced from 2 exons. Gene Ontology annotation, biological process: iron-sulfur cluster assembly. NCBI's taxonomy places the organism in Eukaryota, Fungi, Ascomycota, Dothideomycetes, Pleosporales, Didymellaceae. The record is from RefSeq and is a predicted model, not a curated record.